UCGAUGCUUGUCAAUAUCGAGACGUUUUGGAUUUGACUCCGCUUUCGGAACGCGAAUCGCGAUUUACAACAACUGUCAAAUGAUACUCCGUGUCCCGAGUGUGAACAGUGUAUCUGAAAUUAAGAUUUUCGUGUUUAUUCUCAUUUUUUAAGUGAGAUUUGUGUAAUCUACGUAAAUUAUAAUGCCAAUGCGUUAAUGUCUGUGAGUUUUUCGUGUGAUGCUAUAAAACUUUGAUUAUAAUGAAAGGAAUUUGUAGUGUUGUUGUGUUUUGUGAAUAGUCUACGGCUGUUGGAUCGGUACAUUAGCCUUUGUGGAUUAAAAAUAAGCACAAUUGCGUACCGCCAUGUUCAACUUUAUGAAAAAGUCGAAUGUCCUGACUGGUGACUCUGGCAGUUUCGAAGAACGGGAUGGAGACAAGGAGAGACGGAAAAAAGAAAAGAAGGAAAGAAAGGAGAGGGAGAAACGGGAGCGGAUAGCUGCUGGACUCGAAGAACCGUUGAGACUAGAAGAGGUUCGAAGAUCACUGAAGUUACGGGGACGACGUAAAGAAAAAGAGAAACUACCCUCCGGCAUUACAGCUGAUUAUACCGCCUCGCUAUUCGCUCAUCUCGAAAAAGAUUCCAAUUACUCUAACUAUCCGCUUAUUACUACCUCGGGAUCUAAUUCCAACCUUAGUGACGAAAACAACCAUUUAUCGCCUGGAUAUCCAACGCACAGUUGGAAUAAAAAGGAAGGAAUACUCCAAUCGGACAGUUCGGAAACAUCUCUGAACUCUUUGAACAAUCCAAAUAAUGUAAACAGCAGCCCUCGGCAAGCACCAAAUCUACCUCCGAUACCACCGCGCCCACCAAAGCGUGGGAUAUUGAAAGGUACUCGAUUAAGUAAUACUAGUUCUAAUUCUCAAGAAAGCAACAUCCAAAGUUCUGAUACCAUCGAUUACGUGAACGGUCAAGACCCAAAUGUGCUCGCGCGGAAUACGCAGCAGAAUGAACUUAUAUCUUAUGGUCUGGCUCCAUCAAAGAGCACUUCUUCGAGUGAUGACAUGCAACAAAUACAAAAUUUCACUAAAAAAGUUAUCCAUAGCCCUGUUGAAAACCAGUACAAAAAUUAUAAAAACAACACCAACUCUUCAAUAAAGACAAACGACAUCGAUGAAUCACCAAAGACAAAUGGGAACAGUUAUUUAGGAGUUACCUCUACAUCUCCCAGCGCGGACUCCUUAACCGAUACCACAACGAACUCUUCAUUUGCUACUCCUCCAUUUUCGACUUCACCAGUGGGUGAAUCUCAGGGUUUUCACAGAUGGUCUAGGACGAGCACAUUUGACGAUGUUUAUUUACCUCUACCAUCUCUAACUCCUCUACCGCUACCGAAACCUAGACUCUUAAGUAUUCAGCGUCAGAAAGCGCCUAGAAAUGAUUUCGGAUUUAGUCUUCGGCGCGCUAUGAUCCAAGAGAGAAUAUUUAUCGGUGACAUAAAAGACUUGACGGGUUACGAAGAGAAUGGAUUGCCUAAUGGUGACAAUAAAUAUAACGGCACCAAUGUUAUGAUCAGUAAAUUGAAUUAUAAAGCGGUGAUAUUGGCCGAGCCAGGUUCAUAUCCAGGGGCUAGUGAAACUGGCUUAUUACCUGGUGAUAGACUUAUAGAAGUUAAUGGAGUUAACGUUGAAGGGAAGAGUAGAGAAGAAGUGAUAGAAUUGAUAAAGAGCAGUCAAGACUCCGUGACAAUUAAGGUGCAACCGAUAGCAGAACUAUGUGAAUUAUCGCGACGGCGUGCUGCCGACGGUGGUGCUGAAGUGGACCUAUCAGAUAGCAAUGUACGGGGAGGAACACUGAGUCGCUCUGGGAGCAGAAGAUUCACCAGCACACAGGCAAAAUCGGAGGAGCAGUUGGCCUGCGAAAAAGAAUGGCUGCAAGCUGGGCACAUGUGGCUGGCUCACCGUGGUGGCUUCACCGCUGUCGUGAGGGAAGGAGACGCGGACGCUGGCAGGGCCAGUGUGCGAGUGCUGCAGACUGGGGAGGUCAUCACUGUGGACGAAGAUGAUUUGGAGAAGGCAAAUCCACCACAACUGGAGCGUUGCGAAGACAUUGCGUCUCUGCGUUGUCUGAACGAAUGCGGUGCUCUGCAUGUUUUGCGGUCGCGUUUCGCCGCAGCUUUGCCGCACGCCCGCGCUGGACAUGCCUUGCUGGUCCUCGGACCGCCGAGGCGCACCACCCCUGUCUAUACGGAAAAGGUGGCAGCCAUGUUUCGAGGCUGCCGAGUGGACGACAUGCCCCCGCACGUGUUCGCCGCGGCGCAGUCGGCGCACCGGUGCAUGCUGGCUUCGAGGAGAGACCGCGCUAUAGUGUUCCUUGGAAGAUCUGGUUCAGGGAAGACGUCAGCUAUGCGACACUGCGUGUGGUACUUAGCUAGCGCGUAUCCCGCGCAAGGGUCUAAGUUGACUCCGGAGCGUUUGGACGCGGCCUUAGAUGUUCUGCAUGCUUUCGGCUCUAGUCGGACGGGUUCAAACCCACACGCAUCUCGCUUCGUGUCGCUAACUUCGCUGGACUUCGACGGCGGCGGCGCGCUCGUGUCGGCUUCCGUGCAGAUUUUGUUGCCUGACCUUAAACCGGAGCAGACGGCUCUGCGCGCGCUCCAUACAUUAUUCCACGGCUGCGAUGGCCGUCUUCGUCGGGAGCUCCUCCUCGACCAAGCGCCGGUGAAUUCACCAAACAUCUGUGUCGGUUCCACGGAGAAGGCAGACGCACCGGCGGAGUUCUCCGCGUUGAAAGAAGCACUACAACACUUGGCCGUGACGGAGCAAGAGCAGAUGGCCAUUUGGAAGAUCUUGGCUGCUAUAUGCCAUUUGGGAUGGGCUGGUGUUGUGCGAGCGAACACAGGGUCCGCUCUGAAGUACCAAUUCGCGAACGCCGGGUGCGCGAGCCGCGCGGCGCGCUUGCUCGGCGUGGGUGCGGAAGAGAUCGCGCGCGCCAUCUUUACGCCGCCCACGCCGCCCUCGCCGCAACCCAACACUGCGGCUAGAACGCCUUCACCGUCGAACGAGAAAGAAGCACCAGGCUCAGAGGCCCUCGACGCCUUUAUUGCUGGACUUUACAACGAAACGUUCAACAUCGUCGCUGCUCUGGUCAAUAGGAGCCUGUCGACAUCAGCCCGCACGUCGGCGUCCAUCCUCCUGCUGGACACCCCCGGAGCAGACAACCCGAUGUGCGCGGGGCAGCAGAGCGGGGCCCCGCUGUCCAAGCUGUUGUCCAAUUACUUGCAGGAACGUCUCCAAGGCGUGUUCCACGAAGCGAUGCUGGUAGCGCCUCGGGAGCGUUACGCACAAGAGGGGAUCACUCUUGACGACGGGACUGAGGAGGAUUGGCUGUCAGAAACAGUGAACCCCGGCCCCAUGGUGGACUUGCUGGACAAAGCACCACAGAACACCAUCGUGCGCAGCUCACAAGCGGACCUGCGCGACUGUGAUCGACGGGGGUUGCUAUGGUUACUAGACGAAGAGUCCAUGUACCCGGGCUCAUCGGACGACACGUUCCUGGAGCGAGUGAUGGCGCACUACGGCGCGCCGCACCAGACACACUACCUCAUCAAGAAGGCGCCUCACAACAGGCAGUUCAUCCUGCAACACUUACAGGGAACUAACCCUGUGUUGUAUGACGUCAGCGGUUGGGUCAAAGCGAGCCGUGAGAACCCCGUCACGAAAAAGACCCACACGUUGCUUCAGGAGAGUCAGAACGAAGACAUAGGCCGCCUGUCGUCGUGGUCACGCGGCGCGUGCGGCGUGGGCGCUUCGUGGUCGGCCGCCGUGGGCGACGCGUCCACUCUACGCCGCGCUUCCUCCAUACGCAGAACACUCACUACUGGCGAUGCCUCUCCAUUUUGCCGAGCAUCGAUUAUUCGGCGUUCCCUUAAUUCUGGUACAGCGGGAAUGAAGCGGCGGUCUACGGCCUUGCAGGCGAAGUUCGUAGCGGACGGGAUCGUGGACACGCUGCGGCGGUGCGGCGCCGGCGGCGUGCAGUUCGUGUGCUGCCUCGUCACUAACCAGCUCAAUGAGGCGCAGGACAUAGUCAACAUACCGCUGCUUCGCUCGCAGUUCCGUGGUUUCCAAUUGCUCGACGCGGCGCGGCUGUACAAACAAGGCUUCCCCGAACAUAUGCCGCUCUCCGAAUUUGCUAGAAGAUAUCGACUCCUGGCCACGGCUGAAAACGAAAACACCGAUACAUCGCAAACGGCUUCCCUCUCUGAUCGACAAGUCGUCGACGAUAUGUUGCUGGCCUUGGACUUGGAUGUGACCAGCUACCGGCUAGGCCUUUCUCAGAUCAUGUUCCGCGGCGGCGUGGUGGGCGAACUGGACGCUCGCCGCGACGCCGCGCUGGCCCGCGUACUGGUACGCUUGCAGGCGAGGGCGCGCGGGCUGCUCGCGCGGCGUCGCGCGCAGCGUCUGCGCACGCAACACACUGCUGCCAGGUGCGUGCAGCGAAACGUGCGCGCGUUUUUGGCGGUGCGCGACUGGCCGUGGUGGCGGCUGCUGGUGCGCGUCACGCCACUGCUGGCCGUCCACCGCACGGAGCAUCGGCUCAAGCAGGCUCAGGACGAAUUGGAGACACUGCGUUCGAAGUUGGACAAAGUGGAAAACGAACGAACACAUUACAAAAACGAGACUGAAAAAUUGGAAACUAAGCUAUCCGAAGUGGGCGGUGAGCUAGCGGAGGAGCGCGCGGCGGCGGCGCUGGCAGCGGAGCGGGCGGACGCUGAGGCGGCCGAGCGGCUGCGAGUGGAGAGAGACAACAGGGAGUUCCUCGCUAACAACCAGCGGUUGCAACAGGCAUCAGAACGUCUGGAGCUCGAGCUGUUACACUGGCGAUCAGCAGAGAACGGUGGCGCCGAGCCUUCCGACUCCGAAGGUUCAGAGGCGGACGGCGGGAGCAGCGGCGAGAAGUACAAGCGACGGUUUGAGCGAGCUCACAGGGAGCUGCAGCUGUUGCGCGCGCAGCUGAGGAGACAACAUGAGGACGAUCUUGAACAACUCGUCACCGUCAAGAAACAACUUGAGAAGAAGGUGCAAGAUGCUUACGAGGAAGUGGAGGAGCAGCGCGCGGUGGCGGCGCAGUGGAAGCGCAAGCUGCAGAAGCUCACCAACGACAUGGCCGACCUGCGCUCCUUGCUCGACGAACAGACGUGCCGUAACAAUCUCCUGGAGAAACGCCAGCGCAAAUUCGACGCGGAGCUACACAGCGCGCAGGACGAGCUGAAGAGAGAGCGCUCAGCCAAGGACCGCCUGUCGCGCGAGCGGGACCAAGCGCACGCCGAGAAGUACGCCCUGGAGCAAAGUCUCUCUGAAGCUCGUAUGGAAAUCGAGCUGAAAGAGGAGCGGUUGGCGGCGGCGGCGCGCGAGCUUGAGGAGCGCGGCGGCGGUGGCGACGAGGUGGCCACGCUGCGUCGUGCCAAGACUGACCUGGAGCGACGCGUGCGCGACCAGGAGGAGGAGCUGGACGAGCUCGCGGGGCAGAUACAGCUUCUAGAAAGUUCUAAGCUUCGGCUGGAGAUGUUACUGGAACAGCAACGCAAAGAGGCGCGGCUGGAAGCGGUCGCGCGUGACGAAGAAAUGGAGGAGACUCGCGCCAAUGCUUCGAAAAAACUUAAGAUGCUGGAGAGCCAGCUCGAAAGUGAGCACGCAGAGCGCAGCCUGCUGCUACGCGAGCGCCACGAGCUGGAGCGCCGCCUCGCCUCGCUCGAGGAGACCGCGCGCGCCGAGAGCCAAGAGCAGGCGCAGCUCGUGCAGAGGCUGAAGAGAGAUCUGAAGAGAUACCGGGCACUGUUGCGAGACGCCCAGACGAUGCUGGAGCAGAAGGAGAAGGAGGGCGGCGGCAAGGCGCAGAUCAGACAGUUGAAGAACCAACUGGAAGACUUGGAGCUGGCAGUGCGCGCGGCUAACAAGGCGCGCUCGGCGGCCGAGGCGGAGGCGGCUGAGGCGACGGCCGCGGCGGAGGAGGCCUCGCGCGCCAAGGCCGAGGCGGCCGAGCGCGCGCACACCGCUUGCCGCGACGCUGCCGCCGCACGCGCCAUGCUCGACGACGCGGAAGAGGAGGCUGCUGAGUUGCUGAAGAAAUACCGCGCAAGUACGAGCGCGCUGUGCGCCACGCAGAGCGAGGCGCGCGAGGCGGAGUGCCGCGCCGAGGCGGCCGCGGAAGAGGCGAGGCAGUCCAAGGAGCGCCUCGCGGAGCUCAGCGCUCGCCUCGCGCACGCCGAGGCGGGCCACUCGCACGAACACCACGAGACGGAGCGGCGGUUGGAGCUGCGCAAUAAGGAGUUGGAAUCGAGCCUGGAACUGGAGGCGACGUCGCGCGCGCGGCUGGAGGGGCAGCUGGCGCGGCUGCGGGACGCGCACGAGGCGCUGGCGGGCGAGCUGGCGGCCGCGCGCGCCAAGGACCACCAGGCCGCCGAGGAGCUGCGCAAGCUCACCAGGCAACUCAGGGAGCUUAAAGAGGAGAACUCGUCCAUUAACGCGAAGCUCAGCGAAGCGACUCGCGCCAAGAGCGCCGCAGAGUCCGCUGCGGCCGCCGCAGCCGCAGAGGCGGCCGCAGCCAGAGACGAGGCGCGGCUAGCCGCGCGGCGCGCCACCGCCUUGCAAGAGGCAAUAGCCGGCGACCUGUCCAGUCCUGGGGACUCUAGAGAUACCGACAGUGAAAACGACAGUUACAGUUCAGAUGAAUCAAUAGGAACAUUCUUAGCGAAUCACAAGCUCAGUCCGUCGGCGCCUUCACGGAACAGCAUGCAGUUAGACUCGCAGAAGUCGCACAGCCCCGAAGGUCGCCAGAGCCGGUCGAGCGUCGGCUCGGUGUCGAAGCCGCUCACUCCGACGAAGGACUCGUUCGCAUAACAGCCGGCCUCCGCGGGCGGACUGCUCGCCGGCGCCCUGCCGCUGCUCUGCACCGCGCUCUGCACGAGGCAGAGGACUCCCUCCACGCACCUCGUCAUCGAGUGAAGUGACGUCACCGGACGAAGUGACGACACCGAACACAGUGUCAUUGAUAGUGCACCAAAGUGUCAUCGAGUGUCACGGAUUGCUAUAGUGUUUCACCACCCAUCACGUUAUCGAGUGAAGUGACGACACCGAACACAGUGUCAUAUAUAGUGCACCAAAGUGUCAUUGAGUGUCACGGAUUACUAUAGUGUUUCACCACCCAUCACGUUAUCGAGUGAAGUGACGUCACAGAGUGAUAUGACGUCACCGUACGUAGUGACGUUGGCGAACAUGUGAUAGAUAGUGCACCAAAAUGUUAUUGAAUGUUACGGAUUGCUAUAGUGUUCCUCCACCCAUCGCGUUAUCGAGUGAAGUGACGUCAGUGUGAUGUGACGUCACCGUACGUAGUGACGUUGGCGAAUAUGUGAUAGAUAGUGCACCAAAAUGUCAUUGAAUGUCACAGAUUGCAUUAGUGUUCCUCCACCCAUCAUGUUGUCGAGUGAAGUGACGUCACAGAACGAAGUGAGGUCACCGAACAUAUUUCAGUGUGAUAUAGUGCUGUUAUCGAGUGAAGUGACGUCACCGAACACGUCAAUGUGAAAAAUUGUGCACCAAUAUGUCAUUUAGUGUCACAGAUUGUAUAGAAGUGUUCCUCUACGCAUAUCGUCAACUGAAUUGAAAAAUAUCAUCAAACGAAGUGACGUCACAGAUUACAUCAAUGUGAAUAACAGGAAUCCGGAAUGUCAUCGAGUGUCAUGGAUUGUAAUUAAGUGUUCCUUUACUUAUCUUAUAUGAAUCGUUACAUCGACUAAAGUAGUGAUGUUACUGAACACAUGAAUGUGAAGUGUCACAGAUUGCAAUGCAGUACUAUCUAGUGCAAAAUUUUGUGACAUUUGAUCAUUGAAGAUGUGUCAUUAGCACAUUAUAACCAUGAAAGUCUUCUUAUUUAUAAUCUGGCUUAUUGCUGCCUAUGAUGAUUUUUGCAUAAAAUUAUAAAGUGCUAGAGGAAUUAUUUAAUGCGAAGUUAUUCAAUAAAUGACAAGCUGACAAAAUAAUAUGAUUAUUAAUUUGAAGAUACAAUUUUAUGAUAUAGUUAAUGAAAUGGUAGCAGCAUAUUUGUAAUAUUGAUGGACUUCAUUGUUAGUUAUGUGGUAAAACAAAGUAUUAUGAGCUGUCAAGUUUAUGAAUUUUGAAAAUCAAGACUCAAUAGCUCAACGGUAAGAACAGUCAGACUCAUCACCGAGGGGUGGUUCGAUCCCCGCUCCGUUGGUCGAUUGUCGUGCCCACUCCUAACACAGUAUUUCUCGGCUAAUUGGAGGGGAAUUUGAAUAUUGGCCAUAUUUAAAAAGAUAUGGCAAAUAUUUAAAAAAAAAAACAAUUAACAAGACUGAUUCUGCUCAAGUGCCUACUGACCAAUGAAUGCCAUCAAUAUAACAAAGGCAUUGUCUUUUUGCCUGCGCUAUAAACAUUAUAUUAUGGUAGAGGUUUUGUCUGAAGUAGAUGAAUGCUUUAAUAGUACUGAGUAAUAAAUAACUGUAGACUAAUUGAAUACGAGAGUGAUUUGUAUACACUUUUAUAACUUUUAUCAAUUUUUUAUUAAUCUCGAAACAAUAUAAAUCUAAAAAUAAAUAUAACAAUGAAUUAUUACACUUUGCUAUGAAUCUUUUUAGGACAUGAAAGUAUUAAAAAAUAUUGGCCAUAAAUUAUCUGCUCAAUAUUUUGACAUAUUGUAUACAAAAUGAAAUUUUGCUAAUAUAGCUGAUUAAUGUUUUAUCAUUAUAUAAAAAAAUGUAUUUAAAAUGUAACUUAUAUGAUUUAUGAUAAUGUGAUUUACAUAGACUAUUAUUAGCUUGCUAAAGAAAAUGUGGAGCUAAUGUUUUGCCAAGUAACACCAAGUUUUGUUUGAAAAAUGUAUGCAUUCCAGAAAAUAAUAUCUCGUAAUGUUCUUGGCUUAGCAUGUUUUUCACGUGUUCUUAAAGGCUAGGUCUAGAUCGUCGUAUGAAGACGCGCGAUUUAGAUCUUAACAGCUCUCUAUAUAUACCUGUAAAAAUAGAGUGCAUUUUUACAGGUCUUUUUAUAAAAUGCUAUCAAGAUCUAAAUCUGUAAUUAAAAACCUGUAAAAAUUACCAACAUAUUUGUUGUGCAUUACAAUGUGCCUAAGUUCUAUAUCCCUCCCUUCCAUUAAAGAAAUCACACAUCUCUUACAAUAAGCAUAAAUAUACCUAAAUUAUUUUUUAAUUCUUGUUAAGAUGACUGUUUCAUACCAGUCACUAAACAAAAAGUAAGUCUAUUUGAUAACAACUACUUUUUUAAUUUGACUUGUGAUUUACUAAUAUUUAUUUAAUAAAACCUCAUGAAAUUGUCGCGCGUCUUCAUGCGACAAUGUAGACCUACCCCAAACACAGGCAUAUUUAUACAUGGCUUGACAUAAUUUAUUUAUAUUAUUAGAAUUUGUAGAGAAUUAAUUGCGAGUAUUAAGAGUAAUCGUGCUGUGUUUCGACCAGCCAGUCAGUAUUUAGAUAAAAUAAGAAAUGGACACACAGUAUGUUAGGUUGAUUGUUAUUUAGUUAGUUAACUUGUAAAUAACUAGAUUGCAUAUACAGUUUUAUUAUUUAAUUUGUAAUAUUUGUGUGAUCAGACUGUUAUUCUAUGUUUUAUUUGUUACAAAAUGAGUUGUUGCUUUAUAGUAGACGAACAAACAUAUCUGUUAGUAGACUUUUACCACUCCCCACAUUGACAGUUUUUAAAGUAAUUUUAAUGUAUUAGCGAAUCUAUAAUCGUAAAUUAUAUUAACAUAAUAUUUCGAAUAUAUAUCUUAGUCACUUCUAAAUUUUUAACCUAGGUAUGUAUAACUUUUUAGAUUUGUGUCUGUAACCGCAAUUAUGAAAUUGUCUAUAUUAUAUGUGUAAUGUAUGAUAAUAUGUGAUGAAAUGUUACUGCAUUCGAUAUUGGUUGUAAAAUGAAUUAAAUAUUUAAUAAAGUAACUUGAACUUA
Bicyclus anynana (squinting bush brown) is the source of this 9955-nucleotide messenger RNA. It is a transcript of the gene Mhcl, whose product is annotated as unconventional myosin-XVIIIa. The record is from RefSeq and is a predicted model, not a curated record. Gene Ontology annotation, molecular function: cytoskeletal motor activity; protein binding; ATP binding. Gene Ontology annotation, cellular component: myosin complex. The transcript has 39 exons. Lineage: Eukaryota; Metazoa; Arthropoda; Insecta; Lepidoptera; Nymphalidae. The coding region runs from base 344 to 6877 and encodes 2177 amino acids.